This is a messenger RNA of Panonychus citri (citrus red mite), 1528 nucleotides long. RefSeq lists its product as uncharacterized. Lineage: Eukaryota; Metazoa; Arthropoda; Arachnida; Trombidiformes; Tetranychidae. Gene Ontology annotation, molecular function: protein binding. The coding region runs from base 131 to 1387 and encodes 418 amino acids. The record is from RefSeq and is a predicted model, not a curated record. The transcript has 6 exons.
AGCGAAUUGACUCAAUUUUCUUUUUAAACCAACAGUUGAUUAAUAAGAGUUCAAUUUAAUUCAGUUUAGAAAUUUAAACGUUCUCUUCAAUAUUUUCAUUUAUUUUCUAGAAAUAAUUAAAUUUGUUACGAUGGAAUUGGGUGAUUUACCUUACGAUUGUUUAUCGUGUAUAUUUGAUUUUAUUCCUGAUCUUAAAUUGCUUUUGAAUCUGUCAACAGUUUGUAAACAAUGGAACAUUUUGGUGAAACGGCGACUGAAAAAAAUUCGACAUUUACAUGUCGAGAGUAAAUCCGAUUUAUCAUAUGCCCCUUUUUCAUCUGACAAUCACAUCUACACGGAUGAUAUUGGAUAUUUGGAGAGAGUUAAUGUCUCUCAGUUAUUACCGAACCUCAAGUAUUUCUCCAAAAGCUCUUAUCUGACUGGAAAAUGUACCUGUAAAAUGUUGCUCAAUGUUUUGUCAUCAACAUCGAACCCGUUAAUUGGACUCCAUUCUGAAGUUCCAUGUGAUUUCGGCUCUGGCUGCCACGUCAGUCUCGAUGAGAUUGUUAAACACUGUGGAAGCCUCGAAUAUUUGUAUUCAUUGCAUGAACCAUUUCGUGACAGUUAUUUCUUUAAAUAUAAAUUCGGGCAAAAAUUAAAAUACUUUGAUGGGCAUUUCGAAGGAUACUUUGAUCUUGAGUCAGAUGAAGAAGAAGAAGAAGAUAUAGAUUAUGAUUCCAGAUUUGAAGAAAUAAGUUUACUAUGUCGCUACUUUAAGCAAAUGCCAAAUCUUGAAGUUCUGAGUUUGGAUAAACCACUAAUUGAACCUCGUCUUUGGCCUUUACCAAAGAUGAAACUGAAAGAGAUUCAACUCCGAGACAUAAGAUCGAGUUCGUCAGUCUCCCAGUUCUUGCCUUUUUUUCCUGAUUUACGAACUAUCCGUUUGCAUAUUCGUGAAGUCAAGGAUAAAGGUUCUCCUGAUUCGCAUAUUCAUCUGAAUGUCCAAAAUUUUUUUCUAAACAUACACGAACCUCAGAGCUCACACGUCGAAUCAUUGAAUUUAGUUAAAACUGUCAUGGCAAAGUUACCUAAUUGUACAAACCUAUGCAUUCUUCUCCUACAAGGGGUUAUCACGAUAACUAAUGGAGAUCUUAUCGAGAUAAUCAAAGUUCUGCCAAAUCUAACUCUAUUUGUCUUGGAUGUAGAGAAUUGGGAAGAUGCGAAUAUCAUUGAGACACUCGAUAAAUUCUGUAAAUCAGUCGGUCGAAGAAUAAAUUUUAUCUUGCGUGGCACUGCACAUCACGGAACAAAGGGCGCUCGCUCAUAUACACGAUACAUAUUGAACGAAGAUGUUUCGAGUCCUUUAAAGAUCGAUUAUGAAUUCUUACAAAUGUGCCACGUUUAUUGAAAUUCGUAUUAAUUAAGCUCAAGUUAUUAAUCACUUCGACUUUUUUAUGCUCAUCAAAAGAUACUGUAAAUGUUUUCUAUUCGUUGGAUUUUAUUGCCAAAAUAAAGUUGUUUUUAUGAGAAGACAAUUUUUAAUUGUGAA